Molecule: messenger RNA, 4225 nt
Organism: Lagopus muta (rock ptarmigan)
Lineage: Eukaryota; Metazoa; Chordata; Aves; Galliformes; Phasianidae
Gene: ZBTB40
Product: zinc finger and BTB domain containing 40
Exons: 18
Coding region: 533-4213 (1226 amino acids)
Biological process (GO): regulation of transcription by RNA polymerase II
Cellular component (GO): nucleus
Molecular function (GO): DNA-binding transcription factor activity, RNA polymerase II-specific; protein binding; RNA polymerase II cis-regulatory region sequence-specific DNA binding
Source: RefSeq, a predicted model, not a curated record
GACAAACUCCAUUCCAGAGAGCCCUGCCAGAGCUGCACGCAGAGCACCCUGCAGCGGUCAGGUGUGCAAGCCGGCACUGUGCAACAGCCAAUUCAAAGAAGAUCCCCAUUUGGUACAACACACAGGGAAGCUUUAUCUGCCCUGACGUCCUCCCUGCCUGUAUCUCCUGCACAGGUUCGGUGGAAGCUCCCACUGAACGCAGCCUGAGCCCUCCUCGAGCUACGGGCUGGGUCAGACCACUGCCCCCAACCCCCCUCAGAGCAGCGGACACAACCGCGCAUGCGUCUCCCCGCGACGCUGACUCCUCCGUCACGUGACGCGGGAACCAACCCGCAGCCGCUUCAAGAUGGCGGCGCGCGUAGAGCGGCGUAGAGCCGCCGAAGGGGGCGGGGGCGGCUGUUGUUGAAGCUUUAUUGUUCCCGCGGCUGUCACAGGGCGCGCGCCGUGUUCGCCGCGCUGCUCCCAAUAAAGCAGGACCUUGUGAAAGCAGUGCGAAGACCAAAGCAAGAGAAAACCACUAGGUCCAGGAGCCAUGGAACUUCCCAGCUACAGCAAGCAGCUGCUGCAGCAGCUGUACACUCUUUGCAAAGAACAGCAGUUCUGCGAUUGCACCAUCUUUGUUGGGACUGCUCACUUCAGAGCACACAAGGUUGUUUUAGCUGCUGCCAGCCUGCUUUUUAAAUCUUUGUUGGACAGCACAGACACCAUUUCCAUUGACGCUUCCGUGGUGACACCUGAGGAGUUUGCAUUGUUGCUGGAGAUGAUGUAUACUGGCAAGCUCCCAACAGGGAAACACAACUUCACCAAAGUCAUCUUUGUGUCAGAUAGUCUGCAGAUGUUUGACGUGGCUGUUAGCUGCAAAACCCUCCUGAGAGACCUCAUCAGCUGUUCAACUCAGGAUCAGGUAGAAGUCUCUGCCCACACGGCAGACUCAUCUGGAAGCAGCGGUGAAGCUGAUAACCUGCCCCAGUCUGAAAAACCUGCUGCUGAAGGAAAAGCAGAUGCCCUGCACCCUUCUGGCCCUGGAGAAGCAGAGAUGGAAGCAGAUAUUUCUCUUCCUGAGCAGGAACUGACUGUGAAUCACACCUGGCUUCACCAGGAUGUGAUGCUGAGCAGCUCGGGGUCCCUCCAGGAGGAUUCAGGCUCUUGUGCUGCCCAGCCUGCCUGCCCAGAGCAUGGUUGCUGUGUUGAAGUGGAGCCUGCUGAGCCUCUGGAGAAGAAAGGAAGAGUGAGUGGUUUAGCAGCAGAGAGCAAAAGCUGUAAACUGGAUUUCUUUCUUCGAUAUGAAAGUGUUUUCUCAGAGGCCCUUUCUGAUGCCCAAGCCGUGCUGAGAAGACUAGAAGAGUGCAGAGAAAUUGAUGCCUCUCAAAGGGAGGUUGUGCUCACCUGUCUGGCAGAGGCAGGAGAACAGUCAGUGUUCAUGAAGCUGUUGAGCAAAGUGAAGGAUGCUCACACUCUGGAUGCUCAGACCCUUGUGUCUCUACUGAAGCUGUUUCAAGAUGUGAAUCCCAAGCUGAGAGCGGCCUUGCUGGAGAGGGAGCAGGGCAGUGGAGAGGUCCUGCAGCAAACAGAGAGUGCACAAGAGGGAGAGAUGCUGACCGCUCGUUUGCUGGGAUGCAAGGAGGAGCUAAUCCAGAGCGUGACACAGCUGAGCCCCAUUGUAGAGUUCUUGGAGGCAGCAGAAGAGGGAUUCCUGACCGCCAUGGAGAAGCGGGUAGUUUUGAAUUGCUGUGAGGGCAAAUCCCAGAGGGAAGCCGUGGACAAUUUGCUCAAGAAGGUGGAAGAGGAGAAAACCCUGAAAGCUGAAAGUUUGGUCAAGCUUCUGAGGGCUGUGAAAGCGUCAUUCCCUGGUCUCCAUCUUUUGCUAGACAACUUGGAGGUGAAAGCAAACGUCUCUGAUGGCAAAGCCAAAUGGAGUUUGGAGGAUUAUGGAGCCCAACUGCUGAGACGAUACCAAGAAAGGUUAGUGGAGCACCUCACAGACACCCAGACACUGCUGCGUGGCAUUUCUGCUGCACAGAGCCUAGCUCCUGCUGACAGAGAGGCAAUGGAACAGAUUGUGAAGUGCGAGACUGGCUCAGGUGGCUUCAUCUCGCUCGUGUCUGCGGCACUGGAGGAGCAGUCUCUGUCUGUUUCUGUGGUCUGGCAGCUGCUGCUGGCUGUGCGAGAGGCCGAGCUGCCGCUGAACGUGCUCAUGGAGGAGAUCCAGAAAGAGCCGGGCGCAGAGCUGUUCUUCCAGGCAGUUGCCACCAGUGAAAGCACAGCCAUUGAAAUCAUCCUGCGGCACAGUGAGCUCAUCUCAGAGGCCAUUAAGCAGAGAGCAAACGUGGAGGGCUUGGCUCCAGGGGAAGCAGGACUCACAGAAGCAGUGAAAGAGCUACUGAGUAUUUCUGCUCAAAAGAAAAGCUCAGAGGCCUCCCUGAAAGCAGCUUUAAGUACAGCACAGGAGAAGUCUGUCCCAGCCAUCAAGAUCUGUCAGCUGCUGUGCAAUGUCCAUGAGUCUUUCCCAGACUUGCAGCCAGUGAUGCAGGAGCUAGGGCAUGUGGGGCUCUUGACUGAGGGAAGUGGAGAGAAACCUGGAAUCAAAAAGUGGAAGGUGAACAGCGAAUCCCAAGUGGAAGCUCUGGACAAAGAAGAGGACAAGGCAGGAGGUGCUGCAAUCAAGGAACUGAAGGAACCUCAAGGGAAAGCAUCUUCCAAGAAGAAUUUCAUCUGCAAAGCCUGUGAGAAGAGCUUCCACUUCUACUGCCGCCUGAAGGUGCACAUGAAACGUUGUCGGGUGGCCAGAGGAAAGCAAAUCCAGUGCAAGGAAUGCACCGAAGUCAAAUCGACAAAGAAAGAGCUGGAGAAGCAUCAGCUGGAGGUCCAUGGAGAGGUGGGGAUGGCCAAGAAGAAGAAGAAGAAGCGUCUUCCUGUGACGUGUGACAUCUGUGGCCGAGAAUUUGCUCAUGCUUCAGGAAUGCAGUAUCACAAGCUGACUGAGCAUUUUGACGAAAAGCCCUUCUCCUGUGAGAAGUGUGGGGCCAAGUUUGCAGCCAACUCCACGCUGAAGAAUCACCUGCGGCUUCACACCGGGGACCGGCCCUUCGUGUGCAAGCACUGCCUGAUGACCUUCAUGCAGGCCUCAGCCCUUGCCUACCACACCAAGAAAAAGCAUUCUGAGGGGAAGAUGUAUGCCUGCCAGUACUGCGACGCCGUGUUUGCCCAGUCCAUCGAGCUCUCACGCCAUGUUCGAACCCACACAGGGGACAAGCCGUACGUCUGCCGGGAGUGUGGGAAGGGCUUUCGCCAGGCCAAUGGGCUCUCCAUCCACCUCCGGUCCUUUCACAACAUUGAAGAUCCCUACGACUGCAGGAAGUGCCGGAUGAGCUUUGCCACCCUGCAGGAGCACCGCAAGCACAUCCACGAAGUCCACUCCCGAGAGUACCACCCCUGCCCUGACUGCUCCAAAGUCUUCAGUGCCCCAUCCCUCCUGGAGCGCCACAUGGUGACCCACGUUGGAGGAAAGCCCUUCAGCUGUGGCAUCUGCAACAAAGCUUACCAGCAGUUGUCAGGGUUGUGGUAUCACAACCGGACCCACCAUCCUGACGUCUUUGCAGCUCAGAAUCACCGCUCCUCCAAGUUCUCUUCCUUGCAGUGCAGCUCCUGUGACAAAACCUUCUCCAGCACUGCUGCUCACCGAAGGCACGUGAAGGCAGAGCACUCAGGUGUGAAGUUCCAUGACUGUGAGAUGUGCAAGGAGCAGUUUCCCACACUGGCUCUCCUGCAGGUCCACGUGAAGUGCCGGCACUCAGGGUCAGAACCAUUUCACUGCUUGUACUGCUCAGCCUCCUUCUGCUUCCCAGGGGCCCUGCAGCACCACGUCACCACCGAGCACUUCAAGCAGGCACAGAACACCUUCACCUGUGGGCUCUGCGGGGAGCUCUUCACCUCCCAGGGUGAGCUGGAGGGGCACUGCAGCACUGAGCAUCCCAAGGUCAUCUUCACAGAGGCCCAAACCACCACAGCCCAGAUUGUACAGGUGAUUCAGACGUCAGAGCAGGGAGCAGCAGAACACAUCAUCUCUUUUGAUGAGGCCCAGCUCACUGGCUCCCAAGUCUUUGUGACGUUGCCUGAAUCCCAAGCAAGCCAAGCUGGUUCGGAGCUGGUGACAGUGUCUGUGGAGGAUUUGUUUGAUGACAAAGUCACUCUGAUUUGUGAAGAAACCAAGUGAGAGUGAGCAGUG